Messenger RNA from Plasmodium coatneyi, 963 nucleotides. RefSeq lists its product as uncharacterized. The record is from RefSeq and is a predicted model, not a curated record. Bases 1 to 963 code for a protein of 320 amino acids. NCBI's taxonomy places the organism in Eukaryota, Apicomplexa, Aconoidasida, Haemosporida, Plasmodiidae. The transcript has a single exon.
AUGAACGAUUUACCCCGCAGUAAAACGUGCAGCGUGCGUAGAACGCCCAAUAUGCGUGAACCCGAUGAGCACUUGCGUGAGGACCUGCACCAGUCACCCCCAUAUAAAAGAAGCAAAACGGAAGAGUUUCACCACUCCACAGGGAAGAACAAUUGGGAAAGAAGUUCCACCAGUGAAGUGCAGAUAAAGGGACGUCUCUCCUCCGAAAGGGAACAGAUAGACAAGGAACCACCCCCCAAAGAUGACCCCACCAAUGAAUCUCCCCCGAGUUGCACAGACCCACAAAAUGCCUCCAAGGAGGAAGCGCAAAUUAAGAAAUAUAGCAUCGAUUUUGAUACCUUCAAUGAGAGCAUAUUCGACGUGAGUAUUGAGCUCAGCGAAAGAGAACCAGGGGAUGGUCCCGAAUUUGAAAUCACAUCAGAGGACACGGAGGAGGACGGAGAGGGUACCCCUUACGAAGAUGAGGAAGACGACCAAACCGAGCAGAGGGGAGAUAACCUCAGAAAAAGCAACCACAUGGGGAACAAAGAUCACCAUGAGAAGAAAGGAAAUUCACGCAAAUCAUCGAUGCAUUUUUACAAUAGCAGUGAGAACUCCUCACAGAGCUCCCUCGACGUAAACGAAAUUUUACAAACAAGGGCAAACGAUCGAGCAGAAAAAAAAAACAGAAACACGUACAUCUUGCAACAUAAGGAGAGAAUUAGGGAAAGGAAAAAUGAAAAAAAAAACAGAAAAAAUAAUAGCAGUCAUAGUAACAAUUUGAAGAAUAAUUUUUUAAAGAUUAGCAAAGCCACAAAGGACAAUGUAAAGAGGGCCAGUAUCGCCUCCGUCAUGCUCGAGAAUCUGUCUAACCGGGACCCCGACAGCGACUUCGGAAGUGAAGCUAGCAGUGGCAACAGUGAAAACAGUCAUCUGAGCGGAAAUCACUACAGAGAUGGUAAAGACGAUUUGAAUUAUUCAUAG